AUGAAUAGCAAGAAAAGGAACAGAAGUGGAAAAAGCGAAUGCAUAACUUUGCCACUAGAAAAAACGGAGCUCCUAAUUGAGAACAUUUAUAAUUUGAGGAACGCAAUAUCUCUUUAUAGGAAGGAACUCCAGGAGAAAAACAAAUGCAUUAGUGACGUCAAGGGAGAGUUGACCUUUUACGAGUGCUUGUUGAGCAAUGUUAGCGUUGUGUGGGGUGUUUUCAACGAUGAUUUGUUGAGACUGGCGGGGGAGGAGGGGGCGAUCGGGGAUGGGCGGUGCGACGGGGGGGGAGUUGGCGCAGUUGGCGGCGACUGUGGCGACUGCGGAGACCCCCGGUGCGACGGCGCAGGGCAGGCGCAACCAUCCACGGGGCACUGCAAAGGAGCAGCCGCCCCCUACUACGAUGUAGAACAGUUUAAAAGAAUUUUUUUAAAAUACGUGAGUAAGAAUAACCAGGAGAGCGACGAAGAGGAGGACUCCCAAUUUUCUGAGGCCCCCUCGGAGGAUGACGCUUGUGGGGAAGGGAAGGGCGAAGUGGAGGAGAGGGGGGGGCUGCCCAAUGGAGGUGCCAUAAAGGGGGAACCCCUCCCGGGCGAUUUGAAAAAAAGCCAAAAGAGCAAAGAAGCGGUGUGCGGAAAGGACAAGGAGCGAAGCAGAAAACAGCGGAAUGAGUUUUCGUCGUCGAAGGAGGAGACACACUUGGAGGGCGAGGCGGCCCAGAAAGAAGCCCACAAAGAAACCCACGAAGCUAUCACCGCUGACGCACUGAGCGGAAGCCCGCUUAACAAAAAACUGCAGACGAUCCUUUUGACCAACAUGAGGAGAACCCUCGACGUGCUUAACAAAGUGGUGGGCUCCCCCCCAAAGGAGGUCCAAAAGGAGGUCCCAGAGGAGGCCCCAAAGGAGGCCCCAAACUACAGCAAAGAACACGUGAGGAAAUUAAAUUACGAAAGGAGGCUAUACUAUGAGAAGUAUAUAAGUGAAAGGAAAAAGAAAAACGAAAUGGAGAGUAAGUGUGAUGAACUGAGGAUAGAGUUAGACCGACUGGAAAAGAAGAGGACGUCUCUCCUUUUUAAGUUAAACAGUGAGAGUGUAUGUAACAGCAUUUUGGAGGAGGAGGACGCGGUGGAGAGCUCGGCGAAGGACCCGCUCAGUGGGGGGGGGUGCGCCAGGGGGGAGGAAAGCGCCACCGUUUGUGGGAAGUGCGGCAGCGCCUGUGCGAAGUGCGGCUUUGCCAGUUACGCCAGUGGGCGGUCCGGAGAUUCUGCGGUGAAAGGACCAGGGGGGGAGGAAACAGUAGGUGGUGGCAGCGCCCUCCCAAGUAACUCCCCCAUUGGCCCCCAAAGUGGUGACGGCCCCCCCGGGGAGGACCCCGCAGCGGCCUGCCUGCUCAACUUCGAAAAGGUCAUAACGAAGGAGAAGAUACUGCAGAGCGAGCCGUUCAGGCAACUGGUGAAGGAGUCCACCGAAGUGUAUAAAGAGCUGAAGGAGAGGGAAGGCGAAAUUGCGCUGUUGAAAAAUGAAAUUUUAAAAAGGGAGCAAAUGCGUGAUGAGGAAUAUGAGAGCCUCCUUAACGAUACUAUAAAUGAUAGGAAGAGCCUCUCGAGCAAAAUAAAAAGUUUGGAAGUGGAGGUCAUGACCAGCAGUAUGGAAAGGGAGAAGAUGCAAAAGAGGGUAAAUCUGAUGGAGCAUGAAAUUAAGACCAUGAAGGGGGUAGAAGCGAAUCAGGUUAUGCAAUUGGAGCAGAAGGAGAAAGAAAUUUGCAGAUUGAGAGUCUCCAUCGAUAAGUUAAAGGCAUCAGAGAGUACCCUACGGGAGAGGAUUACCUCUUUGGAAAGUGGAGCAGUUACCGGGGAGACAACCCUCAAUGGGGCAUGUGACGAGUUGGUAGCCGCGCCUGGAGCAGAUCUACACAGCGAGCUACUCGUGGAGAAUAAACAGCUAAAACGCGCUCUGGAAAAGAAGCAAAAUGCAGAAAAGGAACUCUCUGUGUUGAAGAAAAACUACGACGCAAUGAGCGAAGAAAUUGAAGAAAUAACAAAAGAAUUUGAAAAGAAACAGGAGCAAGUGGACGAAAUGAUCAUCCAAAUAAAAAACAAAGAAUUUGAGUCGCUUGAAAAGUAUAAAAAUGCGAUGAACAAAAUAUGCGUGGAGGAAAACAUCCAGCAACUGGAGAGGAGUUACCAGGAGAAAGUGUCCUCUAUUAAUCGAUUAUAUGAAAAGUAUGAAAGCUUUGCACAUGUAUAUUUGACUCUCUUUUAUUAUGCUAGGAGAAGUGCCGUCCUUUCGGAUAGCGCUCGUGAGGAACAAAUGAGUUUGUUUAUAAAAAUGAAAGAUAAAUGUGAAUCUAUUUUCCAGAGGAAGAACGAGCUCGCGGAGAUUCUUCAAACGGUGUACGGCUCGAAUCGGAAGCUCAUGGAUAAGUGCAACGCGCUCUAUAGGGAGAACCAGCACCUCGAGCGGGUCGCCACCCCCACCGGCGGUAAAGGCAGAAGGGACCCGAAGGACGCAUCGUGCAAGGGGGAAGCAAAAAGAGCGGGAGCGGAAGAAGAUGCAGACGAAGCUGACGAAGCUGACGAAGCUGACCAAGCUGACCAAGGCGAAGAAGAGCUGGAGGAGAGGCAGCUGCUAAUCGAAGAAAACAACGAACUGCGCAGACGGCUCAUGUGCAGCGUCUGCAUGGAAAACUUCAAAAACUACAUCAUCGUCAAGUGCGGCCACAUCUACUGUGAGAGCUGCAUCUUUAGCAACCUGAAGACGCGCAACAGGAAGUGCCCCCAGUGCAAAAUCCCCUUCGAUAAGAAGGACCUGCAGAAGAUCUUCCUCGACUGA
Molecule: messenger RNA, 2832 nt
Organism: Plasmodium vivax (malaria parasite P. vivax)
Lineage: Eukaryota; Apicomplexa; Aconoidasida; Haemosporida; Plasmodiidae
Exons: 1
Coding region: 1-2832 (943 amino acids)
Cellular component (GO): nucleus; HULC complex
Molecular function (GO): ubiquitin protein ligase activity
Source: RefSeq, a predicted model, not a curated record